Molecule: messenger RNA, 714 nt
Organism: Neurospora tetraspora
Lineage: Eukaryota; Fungi; Ascomycota; Sordariomycetes; Sordariales; Sordariaceae
Exons: 6
Coding region: 1-714 (237 amino acids)
Source: RefSeq, a predicted model, not a curated record
AUGGAUGAAUGGAUGCUGGCUGUUUCGCGCUUCGGACCGCAGGUCCUGCUCCCUCAAUCGCUCAAUGCCACCCUCACAGCUCACACUAGCGUCGUAAGGUGCGUAAAGGUUAAACGGCACACACCUUAUGCCUUUGGAUGGCGCGGUGUGCUGGUGCUGGUGCUGGUGCUGGGCGAUAACGCGGACACUGUAGAAUGUGGUUGUCCCGUUGUUUUUCUGUGUACUUUUGCAGACCCCUGUCUCAAGAACCGCGCUAACAAUCAAACCAGCAUUGAACUGUAUGUCUGUACAUUGACGUACUCCACUCAUGUCGUCGUUGCGAUGGGUUUCAUGUUCCAUUGCAUGUUCCAAUGCCAGGUACAAAGGUUACACGCCGGCGAAUCGUCGGGCUGGGCGGCCGAUAUUUGCGAAUCACAGUUGCAAUGCUCGACAGCCCUCACGGAACUCUGGCAGCUUUGUCCCGAUACGUACCCCUUAACAUCGUCUUCCGGGGCGCCCGAAUCUGGGUCUAGGGAGUUGAAAGUUUAUGGGAGUAUUGAGAGUAAUGAGUUUGAGGAUGGUAAUGUUGAAGGUGGUGUUGAGAGUAAUGAUAUUGAAAGUAGUAAUAUUAAAAGUAUUGGUGUUGAAAGUAGUAAUGUUGAAGAUAGUAUUGAGAGUGAUGAUAUUGAAGACAACGAUAUUGAAGACAACGAUAUUAAAGACGGCAUUAAUUAA